This is a messenger RNA of Engraulis encrasicolus (European anchovy), 3242 nucleotides long. Its product is annotated as Kv channel-interacting protein 4-like. The record is from RefSeq and is a predicted model, not a curated record. Lineage: Eukaryota; Metazoa; Chordata; Actinopteri; Clupeiformes; Engraulidae. The transcript has 8 exons. Gene Ontology annotation, cellular component: voltage-gated potassium channel complex. Gene Ontology annotation, biological process: regulation of potassium ion transmembrane transport. The coding region runs from base 121 to 798 and encodes 225 amino acids. Gene Ontology annotation, molecular function: calcium ion binding; potassium channel regulator activity.
UGUCAGUCAUUUGCACUGGCGCACACAAGCAAACUCAUGGUUAAACCGAGUCAACGCAAGCACUAAAACUUGAACUAGAGCUUAAGCAACGGAUGAAUCUUGGACUACUGAACAGUAAAGAUGAGCAGUAGAAGGAAGAAGUGCAAACGCCAGAUCCUGAAAUUCGGCCAGAACGUCGUCAAGUUCAUCACUGGAACUCUUGCCGCAGACAGUGCUGAUGAAGAACAGGAGCAGGCGGCCCAGAGGCACAGGUCUGAAACUAUAGAUCAGCUGCUGGCUGAGACACACUUCACCAAGAAGGAGCUGCAGAUCCUCUACAGAGGCUUCAAAAAUGAAUGCCCAACUGGUCUUGUUAAUGAAGAAACCUUCAAAAACAUUUAUGCAAACUUUUUUCCACAUGGAGAUUCAUCAAAUUAUGCACGUUUUCUCUUCAAAGCAUUUGACAGACACCAAACUGGCUCUGUCACUUUUGAGGACUUCAGUUUAGGUCUCUCCGCAUUGCUGCGAGGACCGGUUGAAGAAAAACUGACGUGGGUGUUCAACUUAUAUGACAUUAAUAAAGAUGGAAACAUAACAAAAGAGGAAAUGCUGGACAUUAUGAAAGCGAUUUAUGACAUGAUGGGAAACUCAAUACAGCCGAGAAUGUCAGAGGACGUACCAAGGCAGCACACAGACCUUUUCUUUCAGAAAAUGGAUAAAAACCAAGAUGGUGUGAUCACCAUUGAUGAAUUUAUUGAAUGUUGCCAAAAGGAAGAAAACAUAGUGAAAUCUAUGUACAUCUUUGAAAACGCCAUCUGAGACAAACCCGUUCAAAAACCUACAUAAGCCACUCAGUGCCUGUCAUCUCUACUUCAUCCCAGCCCUCGUGGCUCCUCUCUCAUUGGAAAGCUUUUCAUUUACAAAAAAAAGUGAACAGCAGGGUAGAUUGUGUCAUGUCAUGAAUUCUCAGAUUAUAAGGCUAUACACAGAACUAAAAUAAAAUAUACACGUUAUGUUGAAGUACGUACAAUAAAAAAUAGGUAAAAUAUAGUCCUAGAGAAGUGUAAGAAUGCUUUGACUUUGUAUUGCCUCAAAGCGGGGAAGAUAAAUGUUGGAUUUGAUUUUGUAAUGUAUUUUUGAUUUUGAGUGAUCAGAAAUCAGUCAAAUUAAGCAUUGUAAUAAGGUUAGAUUGGGUGUUAACAUUAUCCCUUUUAACGAAAUGGCGCUCCCUUUUGGCAAGAACAAUAUACUUGUAUUUGAAUGACACGGGAUAUCACAAAAGUCUGACGUUCCAAUGACAUAUCACAGCAUACCUCUGACUAGCCCAAUUUACUGUACCAUUUCCAGGUGUUUUAUGUAGAGGUUUUGUUAUGGGCUGGAAUGAUUUAUGGGCUUUUUGUUAUGGGCUGGAUUUACCAUACCCUUGCACAGUGGUUCUCAGCUACCUUUUUUGAAGAAAUGUCCCUCUGACCUCAUCAUAAGCAUGCCAACAACCCCACCCAACAACAAUUGGUUGAAUUUUUUUAAAAUAUUACAGUAUAAUACUAAUUAAAUUGUAAUAUUUUUCUUCAUGCUAUUGUUAAUCAUGCUGUAUGAUUAUUAUGCAGCUUUUUAGAAUGAUGUGAGGGCUUCCAUUCACUUUGACUGGGCCCUCCAAACAAUGACCCCCAAGGACUCUCUAACGUCCCCUAGGGGGCUCUAUAGAGCCCCUGUUGAGAAACUCUACCCUAGCACCAGAAGUGAUAAUUGAGCGUUAGCUCAUGGAUAGAUACAGUAAGAACAGGUUAAUUUAGUAGUUAAUUCAACAGUGCAGGCCAAGGUGCCUAAAACACAAAGGUAAAGUGUUACAUUGUGUUAUUCAGUAUAGGUGUUCCACCUUUCAUAAAAGCCAGGGAAAGAAAUAGUGCUAUGACUUGUGUGUAAAAAAUUGUAUGCACUUCCUCAGUGCUACAGAUACAGUAGUCUCAUGUAGGUAGGGUGAGAUUUGUUUAAAAACCAGAAGGGGGAUAUAUUUCAGAUAUUAAACAAUAUCAAUUCAAUGAAAUUAUAACCACAAUUAAUCAUGUGGAAGAAGUGGAGAUACCCCAUUUACCCCAUUUAGUAGACAGUUGCUGUGAUAUUAUUCUAGCCUCAGGAGGCAUGGAGCAUGGGUCAAAAUGUACCUCGGGUAACUUGUCCACGGGUGAGACAUCCCUCUGUAAUGUAAAGUGUAAUGUAGUGUAAAUAUGUGUUACCUUGAGUUUCAGGGAUAGCUUCGAACCCCUAGUUUACAGGUAUGAACAUGGGUGUAACGAGUAACUGAUUGAUAUUUAAGAGUAUUAUUUUGCUGCAUAUACAGUAAUUCAGGGUGGAUCCCAGAUCUGUAUAUCAAAUGCUUACGCUUCACUGUGAUUCCUGAUAGAGCCUGCAGCACCACCUGCAGGCCAAAAAAGUGAAAGCAAUAGCUGACCAAUAAAUAAGAGUGGAUGUUAUAAAGCUGCACUGUGUAGGGUGGUGGCCACUGGCCAGAGUAGGUAUUGCCCCUACGCUGCUCAUUUUAAACUAGGCCUAUGCAUCCUAUUGGCAAAUUUGAUCUUCUCAUGAAUAAUUACUAAAUAAUAAACUAAUAUUUACUAGUAUGAUAAAAGUAGGCCUACAUUAAGUUUUGCAGCCAAAAUGGAGAAUGGACAAUGGUCAAGAUCCCCCUUUUUAUGUACGAAAAGUGCAAUUUUCCCAGUCAUAAUGAGUAAUUAAAAUUUGGUGAUGGUAGUAAGUAUUCAUGAAAAGGGUAAUUUUUGAGAAUUCUGGAAAUAAACUACUAAAAAUACUACAGUGCACCUUUAAGCGGACUGAAAUUUUACCAGAGCUGUAGGCUCCCCAUUCACGUUAAACCAUUAUAUGGGCUGAUUUUGCAUAAAAUAUAUGCUUAGGAGGAGGCAAACUGAAAUAGUGCUGUUCUACAACAAAACAAACAUUAGGGUACACACUUUGUUGUGGAUACACUUCUCACUGAUGUGCCAUUGACUGCUGUACAGGAGUUAAGGUACAUAUUUCAAAUACAAAAGUACAAACAAUGAUUUGUGAACAGUUUCAGUCUCCAUCGCACGUGUAAGUUAUUGUGUUUAAAGUCCAUAAUUUCUGUGUUCUGAAUAUAUUCGACAUCGUCUUGCAUAGUGUUAUCAGAGCAAGAUUGGACGUACCCUGUCUUCGGUCUUUAUCACCGCUGUCCACAAAUGCACAAUUACAUAGUGGCUGCAACCAGGUAUUCUUAUAUUGUUUUUGCG